GACGGCUGUCGGGGGCGGGGACUGUGAGGUCCGACAGGAAAUCGAAAGAAAGAUGGCCGCAAUCAGAAAGAAACUUGUGAUAGUUGGAGAUGGAGCCUGUGGUAAAACCUGUCUCCUCAUAGUCUUCAGCAAAGAUCAGUUCCCCGAGGUUUAUGUGCCCACUGUGUUCGAAAACUAUGUGGCAGACAUUGAGGUGGAUGGUAAACAGGUGGAGCUGGCUCUCUGGGACACAGCGGGUCAGGAGGACUACGACCGACUGAGGCCUCUCUCCUAUCCAGACACAGACGUCAUUCUCAUGUGUUUCUCCAUCGACAGCCCUGACAGUUUAGAGAAUAUUCCAGAGAAGUGGACUCCUGAGGUCAAGCAUUUUUGCCCCAAUGUGCCCAUUAUUCUUGUGGGAAACAAGAAAGACCUGCGGAACGAUGAGCACACACGUCGAGAGCUAGCUAAGAUGAAACAGGAACCGGUGAAGUCCGAGGAGGCGAGGGACAUGGCCAACCGAAUCAAUGCCUUUGGUUACCUGGAGUGCUCGGCCAAGACGAAGGACGGCGUGAGGGAGGUGUUUGAAAUGGCCACCAGGGCGGCGCUGCAGGCAAAGAGGCGAGGCAAGAAAAGCGGCUGCGUUCUUUUAUAAAGUCAGGCGACGCAGCAGCAGGAGAGAAGGCGGGGAAACAAACAUGGCCAAGAAAAACACACCUUCACUGUGUCUGUUGUCAGCGAGGUGGCCACAGGGAGGAGGGAGAAAAUUCAAACUGGGCUAAAAGAAAAAAAAAAAGGAAGGUCAAAUGCAACGGAUAUGGGAAUAUAUACAUCUAAAUUCAAGGUUAUUGCUUUUAGCUCUCAAAAUAGAAAUACUGUACUUGUUAAGGAUUAAUUAAAGCUGAAAUUAAGAGAACAUGAAGAGAACAGAACAUGUCACUCCCUCUCUCAGUGGAGGACGAUGAACCGUAGUUCUACGGUUUGUGGUUGAGAUUAGGGGGCGACAGAUUAUAUUCUUGCCUAACUAACUGUUGGAACACUUCCAUGGCUUGCAGUGUGACUGUGCUUGUCUUUCAGUUUAGCUCUAACGUUCUUUACAUUUUUCAUUCUCCUUUAUUCCCAAAGUUAGUCCAAACUAACUUAAACAUGGACCUGCUUUUCUUUUUCUUUUUUGAAUCACCCUGUAACGUUUGAUUCAAUUUUUUCUUUCAUUUUAAAAAGCUGAGAGUAUGAUUAUUUGCAGUUACAAGUAAAAAAAGGAAAAAUACGUGACUCAAUUUGAGUGUUUUAUAUUCAAAUGUAAAAUACUACUUGUUGAUUGAGCUUAACUUAGCUCGACUGAAAUAAAUUGGAAUGGACGCGCUGCACCACGUCGGCUAUGAAGCGAUUAACUUAACAUUAUUGUCCUCAAGACAGUAAUUUACAGAUAUUAUUGGGUCUAAUUUAAUCUCCACAGCAGAGAGGCCAGUUAUUCUGAGUAAAGAAAAGACAUCAUUUAUCAUUUCCCCACUUUUUAUUUGAUUGUGAUGCAAAAUGAUCACCUCCUCCAUGUUUACCUGACAAGAUGGGUACAUUUUACAAUUCUAUAGUACUUUCAGCAUUUCUCUUUUCAGCAUAAAUGCUGUUUUCUGUUUUUUUUAGCUCUGCAUUUUUUGUUACUGGUAUAUUUUUUUUUUGAAAAACAUAAUUUUUAAAUAUCAGGCUUAACUUUCAAGGUGCAAAAUAUAAAAAGUGAGCACCAGCAUGUCGGAACAAAACAAGCCCGACCAUGUCCGCACACGUGUUGUUCGCAGGUGUUGUCAGUGCCGAAGGUGAAAGUAAAAGUGGAGGGUCACCUUCAGCUCCAUGACUCCAAAUUUUUUUUUUACUCAUAGCGUCUAUCGCUUUAGCCAAACUUGACCUGGGAACUCAAAGACAUGGGAAGUUCAGUUCACAAAACAUAGCCAACUUGAUGUAAACAGGACAAGUUGUUUUUAGAAAUCUUGGGCAGCCGAUGGCCGAUAAUUGAUGCUGAUUUAUGAUUUUUUGUUUUGGCUCAUAUUCAGCCAAUUUUCUUUUUCUCCAUUUGUGGAAAUUAUUGUUAAAUGCUAACAGAUAAUACAAAGAAUUAUGGCUGCAACUAAUUAUUAUUUUCAUACUUAUUUGGUCUGUUAAAUGUCAGAAAAUGUUGAUCAAACCUAGAAAUGAUGUUUUGUCCACAAACCAAAAAUUCCGUUUUAAUGAUUUCUUUGUUAUAUGGAGCAAAGACACCAGAGAAAUCUUCAAGAUUCCCAUAGAAACAAUCCCAAAUGAAUGCAUCAUAUUCAUAAACAGUGUCACGUGGUUUUCAACAUGUGUUCGGAUGUUAUUGGCAGACAAUAUUUGUGAAAUAAAUGUAUAAUAUCAGAAUAUUAUCACCAUUAUAUCAUUUAGCCCUAUUAUAAAUAGUGCAGGCAGAAUAACAGUAAUUUUGUGGCACAUCCAUAUUAUUGACAUACUGACAUUUUGAUAGGCCAAAUGUUGCAUAUUGCACCUUCUAAAAAGUGUUUAAGGGAGGGAAAAAGCAAAGUGGAAGAGGCUGAAAACAGUAAUUGUGUUAGAGAGGUGAAAUCAGAGGAGCAUUGAUGGAGGAGUCGUCGUCGUCACAGUGCAAAUAUGAAACGCACCCCUCUGUGUUUUUAACCCUCUGUUCUUCUGUGGAUGUUAUUUCCACACUCUGUCAUUCCACUCAUACAGCUUUUCUUUUUUCUGCUUUGUUGUAUUUAACUUUGUGAUAUUCUACUGGCUUAUAUAUAUGUUUUAUGUAUUAUUUGCACACAACUUUACACAAAGGUCAAUGUGGGUAUAUAUAUAUAUACUGUAUAUACACACACUUGAAAAGUAUAUGAUGUCAGAUGAUGAAAUACAAAAUGCAAGCGCUCCCUAAGGAUUGGUCAUUUAUACAAUUCUUUUGUAUGCAGAAAGUAUCCUGACGCUUCUCCAGUCGUCUUUUUUAAUGUAUUCUAAAAGGAAAUAAAUUGAAACAGACAGAGAAUGA
This is a messenger RNA of Solea senegalensis (Senegalese sole), 2995 nucleotides long. RefSeq names its product ras homolog gene family, member Aa (gene rhoaa). The record is from RefSeq and is a predicted model, not a curated record. Lineage: Eukaryota; Metazoa; Chordata; Actinopteri; Pleuronectiformes; Soleidae. Gene Ontology annotation, cellular component: cleavage furrow; dendritic spine. Gene Ontology annotation, molecular function: GTP binding; GTPase activity. The coding region runs from base 53 to 634 and encodes 193 amino acids. The transcript has 5 exons. Gene Ontology annotation, biological process: stress fiber assembly; small GTPase-mediated signal transduction; cell migration.